Nomascus leucogenys (northern white-cheeked gibbon) is the source of this 695-nucleotide messenger RNA. RefSeq names its product endothelial differentiation related factor 1 (gene EDF1). NCBI's taxonomy places the organism in Eukaryota, Metazoa, Chordata, Mammalia, Primates, Hylobatidae. Gene Ontology annotation, cellular component: nucleus. The record is from RefSeq and is a predicted model, not a curated record. Gene Ontology annotation, molecular function: DNA binding.
AGGGGACGUCGCGUCGCCGCGCCGGGUCUCUAGCAGCUGCCGCCGAGCCGCCGGACGGACGCUCGUCUUCGCCCGCCAUGGCCGAGAGCGACUGGGACACGGUGACGGUGCUGCGCAAGAAGGGCCCUACGGCCGCCCAGGCCAAAUCCAAGCAGGCUAUCUUAGCAGCACAGAGACGAGGAGAAGAUGUGGAGACUUCCAAGAAAUGGGCUGCUGGCCAGAACAAACAACAUUCUAUCACCAAGAACACGGCCAAGCUGGACCGGGAGACGGAGGAGCUGCACCAUGACAGGGUGACCCUGGAGGUGGGCAAGGUGAUCCAGCAGGGUCGGCAGAGCAAGGGGCUUACACAGAAGGACCUGGCCACGAAAAUCAACGAGAAGCCACAGGUGAUCGCGGACUAUGAGAGCGGACGGGCCAUACCCAAUAACCAGGUGCUGGGCAAAAUCGAGCGGGCCAUCGGCCUCAAGCUCCGGGGAAAGGACAUUGGAAAGCCCAUCGAGAAGGGGCCUAGGGCGAAAUGAACACAAAGCCUCGAAAUCAGUGCGCUCCAGCUGAUCUCGUUCCGCCGGUUCCCCUUGGCUGCCAGCACCGCCGUGGGUCUCCUCACGGGCCAAACGGAACAAGGGGUCCAGCUUGUGGGGGACCCUCCCCAGCCCAUUCCUGCUGUCAAACAAACAAAACCUUGCAAAGCG